AUGGCUUUUGCAAGCUCCAUCUCGCUGGAUACUGCUGCUAUAAUGUCGACAGCGCUAGAAGGCAUUUUAUACGGCUUUUCGGUCCUCAUGUUUAUCGGCACCAUCUGGGCACUGACCUACAAGCGAUCCAUGCGGGAUGUCAAUCGCCCAGUCGCUGCUGCGGCCAUCCUGCUGCUGUUACUGAGUACCGCACAUAUAGUCUUGGACAUUAUUCGGACCGUAGACGGACUGGUUAUCUAUCGCAAUACGUAUCAAGGUGGGCCAGCGGCGUACUUCGCAGACGUUUCUCAAAAUACGUAUGUGGUCAAGAAUUCCAUAUACGUUGUGCAGACUCUGCUUGGUGAUGCGGUAGCGAUCUAUCGUUGUUACAUCGUUUGGCAAACUGCCUGGGUCAUCAUCUUACCAGGCAUGUUAUGGUGCGGUGUCGCAGUCACUGGCGCUCUUUCAGUCUACGGGGAUUCACAAACAACUAAUGCUGGAAGCAUAUCCGCCGAAGUGACUAUGGAGUGCAUGGGUGCGUUCUGUGCCUUAACACUUGCAGCCAAUUUGUCAAGUUCAGGACUGCUGGCGUAUCGCAUCUGGAAAAUCGAACGCAAUGUCUCUGCCUCUCGCGCUACGAAGGUCGUGACCACGAGUAUCAUGCGCGUAAUUAUGGAUGCUGCUAUUUUGUACACCAUGGCGCUCCUCGCUACAAUAAUAGGAUCCCUCUGCUCAGGCAGUGGACCGUUUGUUCUAAUAGACAUGCUCACGCCGAUCAUCUCAAUUGCCUUCUACAUGGUAAUCAUCCGAAUCGCAAUCGGUAAAAACGCUCACAGUCAGAUCUUGACUGUCCGUGGGGGGAUGGCCACUAGUGAGACGGAACGAGGGAGCUUGCCGCAAUAUCAUUCUAUGAAGCCUCUCCAGGUCCAUAUAUCCCGCUCCACGCACACCGAUGGUACUCUGUAUGAAGUUUGGAAUCAGAACCGACCACCGACACGUAAGGAGUCUCUGGAAGGGGCGUCUUGCGACGUGUCAUCAGCCUAA
Messenger RNA from Suillus clintonianus, 1023 nucleotides. RefSeq lists its product as uncharacterized. Bases 1 to 1023 code for a protein of 340 amino acids. The transcript has 7 exons. NCBI's taxonomy places the organism in Eukaryota, Fungi, Basidiomycota, Agaricomycetes, Boletales, Suillaceae. The record is from RefSeq and is a predicted model, not a curated record.